UAAUUUCCGUCCAUAAAUCACAUAAAACCUCGAAGAAAAGACACUACAGCGCCCAUCUCACUAAAAGAAUAACACCUGAGCUAGGGUUUUCCGCUCUCUUUCUAUCUGCAGCUAGGAGAAAAAACUUCAAACAGCCGCUGCAGAAUGACGACCGUCGUCCCUACCUCCGAGGAAGAUCCAGCGCUCGCCGUCGUCCGCUUCACCUCCGAACUUGCCUGGGCCGACGCCGGUCCCGAGGUUGCCGAGCAACAAGUUAGUAGGCUAUGUGUGGAAGCACAAGAAUGCAUGGUGAUAGGCAGAUGGUUGGAUUUGGCUUCUUUAAUACUCACUUCUGCUGAUGUUAUAUUCUCCAAUUCCAAGGUCUCAGAGAAAGAUCUUGAGUGCAUCUUCACUGUUAUCUGCAAUCUUGUUACCAAGCCUGACAGUCCGGAUGAAGCACUUGAGAUGGCAAAACUUAUAUGUGGAAAAAUUAUUCAGCAGCCAGCUGACAAGCCUGCAUUGCGAUUAAAGAUCUUGUUCAAUCUAUACAAUCUACUGGAGAGCCCAUACAGCCGAUUCUAUGUAUACUUGAAGGCGCUAGAUUUGGCAUUAAAUGGAAAAGUCACGGAACAUAUGGUACCUUCUUUUAAAACUAUCGAGAGCUUCUUGAAAGAAUGGAAUCUGGAGGUGAAGGAUCAGAGAGAGCUUUUCCUCAGCAUUUCUAAUGUCCUGAGAGAGAGUAAGAGCUCAGGGAAAGAUUCUUUUAAAUUCUUGACCAAGUAUUUAGCAACCUUUGCUGGUGAGGAUGCAUAUGCAAUGGGUGAAGCCAAGGAAGAAGCUGUACGAACAAUUAUCGAAUUUGUAAAGUCACCUGAUAUGUUUCAGUGUGACCUGCUAGAUAUGCCUGCUGUGGGACAAUUGGAAAAGGACGGCAAAUACGCGUUGGUGUACCAGCUUUUGAAGAUAUUUCUAACUCAGAGGCUAGAUGCCUACUUAGAGUUCCAGACUGCAAAUUCUGCAUUGCUGAAGAGCUAUGAUCUUGUCCAUGAAGAUUGUAUAGCAAAGAUGAGAUUGAUGUCAUUGCUGGAUCUUUCCUUGGAUGAAUCUGGUCGAAUUCCUUAUACCCUUAUUAAGGAUACUCUUCGGAUUAACGAUGAUGAGGUGGAAUUAUGGGUGGUGAAGGCAAUAACUGCCAAGUUAAUCAACUGUAAAAUGGAUCAGAUGAAUGAAGUUGUAAUUGUGAGUAGCUGUACCGAGCGUGUAUUUGGGCAGCAUCAGUGGCAGAAACUUAGAUCGAAGCUGGCUACUUGGAGGGAUAAUGUUACAAAUGUGAUAAACACCAUCCAAGCCAACAAGGUAACUGAAGAUGGAUCACAGGCAAUGCAAGGAUUAAUGAUUCGUUAGGGUUCUUUUUCCGGUGGCCCUAAUUUUCAAGGACCAUUUUUAUCCUGAGUUUUUUGGGUUUCAAUUCAUUUUACUUAGAGCAGAAUCAAGUGUAUUGGGAAAAGAAAUUUUGACAGUCAUGUAGUUCAACAUUCGACCAUGCUGAAUGAUUUUACAGACAGAUUGUAUGUAUCGUCUCCAACUUCUUCCAUUUAAUUUUAAUGUUGAACUCUGCUCUGCUUCCUUCAA
This is a messenger RNA of Ricinus communis (castor bean), 1611 nucleotides long. RefSeq names its product eukaryotic translation initiation factor 3 subunit M. Lineage: Eukaryota; Viridiplantae; Streptophyta; Magnoliopsida; Malpighiales; Euphorbiaceae. Bases 145 to 1383 code for a protein of 412 amino acids. The record is from RefSeq and is a predicted model, not a curated record. Gene Ontology annotation, cellular component: cytoplasm; eukaryotic translation initiation factor 3 complex. Gene Ontology annotation, biological process: cytoplasmic translational initiation. Gene Ontology annotation, molecular function: translation initiation factor activity. The transcript is spliced from 10 exons.